GGAAACGCAGUGAGGGUAAGAGGACAGAAAGGGAGAGUGGGCAACCGUGGUUCAUGAAAAAUACACACUCCACAGAGGAACGGGAUGUAUAGGCUGUGUGUGGACAAACUGAAAGCUGUUCAGUGCGCAAGAGACUAGGAAAGAAGAUAUUUGAGAUGUCAGUUGCUUAAAUAGAAGUUAUGAGGGAAGGUAAGGCAAAAGGGAGCGUUUAUUGAAGCGUUACCUCCAGAAAGACUACUUCUGAACUAACUAUGAAUUUGGAAUAUUCUUGGCAUACGAUCCUGGAUUCCAAAGAACGUUCACCCAUUGUAAAUCAUCACUGACAAAAUGGGAUUUACACGGGGAAAAUAUUCAUUGAGUUUCUGAAUGCGAAGGAAAAGGAGAAAAAAACGAUUCACCAGUGAUUUAGUAUAUAAAAUCGUAAAAUUAAAUUGUAUAAUUUUAAUAUCUUCCUCACAGUCAGAAGUCACUUCGGCUAGAUGGGAAGAAGUUACUUUCAUUGAUCAACUUUAAAACUAACAUUCAACAAAGGAAAAAAAACAAAAAAACAUGUAUUUGGGUAAAGCACUUUUGUUUUUCCUUCUUUUAAAUUGCGUGACAAUGAGUUUGUCACUAUCCACUUGCACCACUGUGGACAUUGACCAUAUAAAGAAAAAAAGAGUUGAGGCGAUCCGGGGACAAAUUCUGAGCAAACUUCGAUUGACAAGCCCGCCGCCUCAGGCAGUGGAUCCGAACCAGGUUACCUCCCAAGUGUUGGCCCUGUAUAACAGUACGAAGGAACUGUUAGAGGAGUUGGGGAGGGACCGACAGCAAAGUUGUGGCCAGGAUAACACGGAGACCGAAUACUAUGCCAAAGAGAUAUAUAAAUUCAACAUGAUCCAGGGAUCUCCGGAGAACAAUGAUUUGCCUUAUUGUCCCAAGGGCAUCACAUCCAAGGUGUUCCGGUUUAAUGUCUCAGCCAUGGAGAAGAACUCCUCAAACCUUUUCCGUGCUGAGUUUCGUGCACUGCGUGUACCCAACUCCAAUGCGAAGAGGAAUGAGCAGCGAAUUGAACUCUAUCAGAUCGUCAGGAAGGAGGAGCAUAUUGCCAAGCAGCGCUACAUUGGAGGCAAGAACGUCCUGACUAAGGGAACGCAGGAAUGGGUCUCUUUCGACGUGACAGAAACAGUGAGGGAGUGGCUAAUGUACCGAGAGACCAAUCUGGGCCUGGAGAUCAGCGUGCACUGUCCCUGCCACACCUUCAACUCCAACGGAGAUAUCAUAGAGAAUGUCAACGAAGUGCUUGAGGCCAAGUUCAAAGGGAUGGAGGGGGACUAUGAUGAACAGUACCUGGGACGAAUGAAGAAACAGAAGGAAUUUCCGCACCUCAUACUCAUGAUGUUGCCGCCCCAUCGCUUGGACGCCCAGACAUCGUCUCGCCGGCGGAAGCGGGCACUGGACACCAACUACUGCUUCACUAAUUAUGAAGAGAACUGCUGUGUGCGCCCUCUAUACAUUGACUUCCGCCAGGACCUGGGCUGGAGGUGGAUCCACGAACCCAAGGGCUACUAUGCCAACUUCUGCUCCGGGCCCUGCCCAUACCUACGCAGUGCUGACACCACACACAGCUCGCUGCUGAGCCUCUAUAACACCCUGAACCCCACGGCCUCCGCUUCCCCCUGCUGCGUCCCUCAGGACCUGGAGCCUCUGACCAUCCUCUACUACGUGGGACGGAACCCCAAGGUGGAGCAGCUCUCGAACAUGAUCGUCAAAUCCUGCAAGUGCAGCUGAGCCCGAGGCGUCGGCCUGACAGAGUGACCUGGCAGAGGGGACGUGCUGAUGGGGGACCGGGCCCCAGCCAACCUCCCACCCCCCCACGAAGAAGAAUACCUCUGUCCACCUCUUAGCCUCUCAGCCAGUCGGCCCGCCUCACACCAGGGACCCACAUGAAAGCGACGAGGCCUGCCCACUCUGCCCACACACCAACUGCGUGCCCAGACAGCUCGGCUUUAAAAACACCACUCUAAAAAAAUCCAUCUUAGUGUGAGGACAUGCUCCGGAACCACAGACCUCUACACGUUUUUUUCUCUUUUUUCAACGUUUUGUUUUUGUUUCUGUUGUUUGUUCCCAAGUUCCAAGUGUUUUUUUCAGCAAUUUUUUCAGCAUUUUGAACUGGUUCUUUUGCUUGAUAAUCCUGGGCAUUUCAGAUAGACCUCUGUUUCUCUUAAAAAAGACAUAUAAAAGCUUUCUUAGCACAAGCAGUAGGGGAACUGCUGGCUCAAAGCUGCAGUCAAAAUAAAGAAGAAUCUGAAAAAUGCCUGCUGGAUUUAAAGUGAAAUAAACAUAAAAGGGCACUGUAUGGCCAAAGCUACAGCAACAAACCCUUUUUUUGGGAAUGCCCACUUCUAAAGCCUUGAUGUACCAGAAAGCGUACAGAGGAGGCUCUCCAUGCUGGAAACUCGCGCUGGGCGCAUCACAGUACCCAACACUGUUUAUCUAGGAGAUAUGCUGACGGAUUCAAAUAGUCUUAGGAAAAAUACAACAUGCUGGAAAAGAACUUUACUUUUAAAAUAAUAUUUUAAUUGUUACAUUUUACCUCUGUUCCACAACAGAAUUUUAGGGACGUUUUCAUUCAUAAAUGAAGCCGACAUUUUGUUGCAAAAAGAUUAAUAAUGUAUGUCACUAAGUGAUCAUUUCACUAAAUCACAAACUGUUAAUAUUGUUAUUUCUGUUACUCCUGAAACACUUUUUAUAUUAAAAAAGGUCUUGGACAAAAAAUGUUUUUUAUGCAUUUUGGGCAAACCCAAAUGGCAGUUGGAAAUUCCCCUUUUGAAAUGUACAGUAAUACGAAUUUCACUCAUGCUGUAAGGUGUACUGUAAAUGGAUAAAUAUGAUAGAAUUGUUUCCAGUUGCUGUCUUAAUGUUGCAUAUCUUGCUGCCCCGAGGUCAGUGCUCACAUAACUACUGAUAGCGAUAACUAAAUCUUAAAAAAACAAAAAAAACAUUUGAAUUUGCAUAUACAAAUGAUAAAUACUAUAGAAAACCUGUCUAGGAAA
This is a messenger RNA of Conger conger (European conger), 3035 nucleotides long. It is a transcript of the gene tgfb3, whose product is annotated as transforming growth factor, beta 3. Gene Ontology annotation, cellular component: extracellular region. Gene Ontology annotation, molecular function: type II transforming growth factor beta receptor binding; cytokine activity; growth factor activity. The coding region runs from base 550 to 1770 and encodes 406 amino acids. The record is from RefSeq and is a predicted model, not a curated record. Lineage: Eukaryota; Metazoa; Chordata; Actinopteri; Anguilliformes; Congridae. Gene Ontology annotation, biological process: SMAD protein signal transduction; regulation of cell population proliferation; BMP signaling pathway. The transcript is spliced from 7 exons.